This is a messenger RNA of Clonostachys solani, 1929 nucleotides long. The record is from the annotation of a GenBank genome assembly. Lineage: Eukaryota; Fungi; Ascomycota; Sordariomycetes; Hypocreales; Bionectriaceae.
AUGGGAUCAGUACAGAAAGUUACCGCGGAGGCAAUCGCCCGACCAGUCUCCACCUCUGACCUUGAAGAGGAGUAUGAAAAAAAGUCCCUGAAGAGGCGCAUCCGUGAGAUUGUGUGGGACAGUCUUGACCGGAGCCCGGAGGAGCGUCGAAUGAUCGCCAAACUUGACUUCUUCAUUCUGACUUGGGCAAGUCUGGCGUACUUCAGCAAAAAUUUGAACUCCAAUAACCUUUCCAAUGCCUAUGUCUCAGGCAUGAAAGAAGAGCUACCUGUCAUUGGGAACGAAUAUCAAACAUUGACAACUAUGUGGACAAUUGGAUAUGUUGUCUCGCAAAUUCCAUCUCAACUCGUGUGCACUCGAGAGCUCGCGAAACGGUCAUGCAUUUUCUUCGCGACGGCGUUUAUUGGGUCAAUGUUUAGCGGUUAUUUGCAAGCAGCACUGCACACUGGCAUGAACGGCGUUCACGGAUUAUCCGGGUGGCGCUGGCUUUUUAUUUUUGAUGGAGUCAUUACCUUACCAAUGGCACUUUGGGCCUACUACGCAUUGCCCGACUUGCCUUCCACCACCAGAGUCAAGUGGCUCAAGCCCGAAGAGAAGGAAUAUUUCCUCCAGCGUAUGAAAAAGGCAGGGCGGGAUCUUGAAGAACCCGUUACGAUUGCUGGCUUGAAAAGGGUGGUGGGCAAAUGGCACUUCUGGGUCUAUACAACAUACUACACAUUUUUCAUCUGCAGCGAAAACAUUGGCAGUUUUAUGAACCUGUGGCUUAAGAGUCUGAACAGAUACACCGUGCCCCAAAUUAACACCUAUCCAACCGUAACAAAUGCAGUGACCAUCAUCACGACACUUGCCUAUGGUUGGACUAGCGAUGCAUUGCAGAUUAGGGCCCCUAUCAUCUACUUCUCACUUGUUGUGUGCUUUUUCGCCGCGAUGAACCUUGCCAUUUGGGAUGGCGUCCCAUUCGGCCUCAAAUGGGCCUCUUUCUAUCUCACAGGAUUUGCCCAGGGCUCCGGUCCUAUAUUCUUUACAAUGGUGAAUGAGCAAUGCGCAGGCGAUAGUCUAGAACGAAAGUUCAUUCUAGGAACGACAAAUUCAAUCGCCUAUGCCUUCAAUGCCUGGAUCCCCCUUAUUACCUAUAAUACCAACUACGCACCUCGGUUUUUAGUCGGUAAUGCGACCACCGUCGCUCUAAUUGUUGGGGCCGCCAUCACAAUUACGGUUGCUGUUCGGCUACAAAACCGUGAUGCCGUAUUGACACAUUUCAGGCUCGGCCAGGCUCCUAAGCCGAUGGACCCCGAUCAAGUUGAGGAGGUACUCGUGAAGGUACGAAAGCUGCUGUGGGUGAAUGAGCUCAUGUACGCGUCCACAAUCGCGUUUUCUAAGCUCUCCUUCAUCUCCUUGUACUGGCGCAUCUUCAAACUCACUAUGAUUCGCAUUCCGAUCUGCCUCUUACUUGUUGCCUGUUCCGCAUGGUUCAUUAUCCGAACCUUCGCUAUCCUGUUUCAGUGCUGGCCGGUACCAUACAUCUGGGACAAGACUAUCAAAGGCGGCACAUGCAAACUCAACAUAAGCCAGUUCCUGUUUGGGACAGUCCUCACUCAUUGUCUUAUGGACAUCACCAUUCUCGUUCUGCCGGUUUUCCCCGUGGUGAAGAUGCAUCUCUCAUGGCAGCAAAAGGUGGGAAUCAUCGGACUAUUUGCCUCUGGCAUAAUAGUUGUGUCCUGCUCUGUUCUUGUCUUGAUACAGGUUAUCAUGUACAAGCCUCUUGACGCCAAUUAUACUCUCAGCCUUGUAAAAUUUACAGUAUGGGGCAAUGCGGAGGCUGUUUACCCAUACUACGACCAGUAUUUCGCAGAAUUGUUCCCAGAAAGAGACGGCGCCCAGGGCCUGAACUGGGACCACCUGAACGAGGUGCGAGAGCUUCUCGAAUGA